AUGGUUUCUCUCAGAUCCUUCCUUGUUGCGUCUAUGAGCGUGGCAGCUGCCAUUGCCACGCCAUAUGAGCUUGCUACACGUGAUACCAUAGUCACCACGAGCACGACUGGAACAGCAGGAGGAUAUUACUACUCUUGCUACAUCGAGAGCGGUAGUGGUGUUUCUAUGGACAUCGGAACCGGAACUUACAAAUUGACCUGGACUACCGCUGCUGAAGAUGUCGUAGCUGGUAUCGGAUGGUCCACUGGAGCAGUUCGCACAAUCUCAUAUACAGGCUCCCUCAGUGCUAGUGGUGACAGCUUGCUCGCACUUUACGGGUGGACUACAUCACCACUCGUAGAGUACUAUGUGAUCGAAACAUACGGCACAUACAACCCUGGAUCGGCAGGCACACUCAAAGGCACCGUGACAUCUGAUGGAAGUGUCUACGACAUCUACGAAGUUGUUCGCACCGAUGCUCCCUCCAUCCAGGGUACUGCUACCUUCAACCAAUACUUGUCAAUCCGACAAACGGAACGUACCAGUGGAACUAUCACUCUUGCAACUCACUUCAAUGCUUGGGCUGCUCUCGGCAUGGACCUCGGAACUUUCAACUACCAGAUCAUGGCUACAGAAGGCUAUGAAAGUGCUGGUUCAUCGUCGAUUACUAUCACAUAAGUAAAUAGGCAUGAACUUUGGUUCGAAGUGUUUGGAAUAUUAUGGACUAGCAGGGUGACCUGGUAUUUUGGAGGGUGAUGACAGUGCUUUCUAAAGAGACGGAAACGUGUUGGG
Mollisia scopiformis is the source of this 771-nucleotide messenger RNA. Its product is annotated as endo-1,4-beta-xylanase. Gene Ontology annotation, molecular function: hydrolase activity, hydrolyzing O-glycosyl compounds. Bases 1 to 657 code for a protein of 218 amino acids. The transcript has 4 exons. Lineage: Eukaryota; Fungi; Ascomycota; Leotiomycetes; Helotiales; Mollisiaceae. Gene Ontology annotation, biological process: xylan catabolic process. The record is from RefSeq and is a predicted model, not a curated record.